This is a messenger RNA of Hyaloscypha bicolor E, 2292 nucleotides long. RefSeq lists its product as uncharacterized. The coding region runs from base 1 to 2292 and encodes 763 amino acids. The transcript has 2 exons. The record is from RefSeq and is a predicted model, not a curated record. Lineage: Eukaryota; Fungi; Ascomycota; Leotiomycetes; Helotiales; Hyaloscyphaceae.
AUGAUUCUGCGGUCUGAUAGCGCUCGUACCAAGUCUGUGGCUCGUCGAGUUAAUGUUGCUUCUAUAACACUCACUGUCGCCAUUGUUCUGCAACUCGCGGUUCACAUUGUCACCCCACUGCCCCUUGUUCAGCAAAUACAGCCCAGAGACGAUUCUUCCACUGUGUCGUUCAAGUAUGCUCCUGACUUGACGUUUUUCGGGCAAGGAACUGCUCCACGACCCUCGCAGCCACUUGGUCGGACUUGUGGAACCUCGGCUUUCACAGAUUGUACACCAUCUAAUGAGUUAUUUGAUAAGCUCUCCUCUGGGAGUAUUGGGACAACAGUCGCAGGUCCAAAAGAUAUUCAAUUCCGGAACAUGUUUUUUUACCAGAAUCAAAGCUCCAACAAUGAGCAAAUAGUAGUCGGCUUGACCCUACCGAUGCAGAAUCUAUUAUUGAAUACUAACUUCACGAUAGUCGAAGGCCUCAUUGUGGAUCCAAACAACGGUGGCGUUGGUUUUCGUAACCAUACUAUUCCUAUUGGCCUUCAGCUUGGAGCCACCUGGCAAGAAGACAUUCUUUGGAUUCAACCAGAAACCGUCUGUACAGCAAACAACUUUUCAAUACAUUUUCCAUUUGGCAACUCACAUGUCAAUGAGUUUUUCCCUGUGUUAAACACAGGGACAAGUCCGAAUUCUGCAUCGAACAGCUAUUUGCAGGACGAUGGUGCUUUCGUCUACAGGAAUUGGAGCAUCCCUUCUCCUCGUUGGGACAUCUAUGGUCCCGAUUCUCUCUGGAAUAUCACCGGGCCAAUCCCCGAUCUCGCUCAGAGACCUUUUUUGGGGGCUUGGUGGGACAAUUUCUUCACCGCUGCUGCGUUGAAUAUAUCCGCAAAUUCUACCACGCGUGUUGGAACACGGUACGGCCAACAUUUUACAAACUACACAAUUGUCGUAAACCCUUUUGCUAUUACAAUCAGCAAUAUAGAUGGGGCGAUCUUUGAUCAAGCGAUGCCGUACAAUUUAUACAAGUUCUUUUCUGCAAAUCUUGAUCGUUACAUCGGCAACUUCGGGGAUUUGAUCCCGGGAGUCAAGGAGGCUUUCAACUUUACAAGCUACUUUCUAGAAUACGGUCGUCGCUGUUUUGGUUUCGACGGCUUCAACGAGCCCGACCCAUUGAAACCAUAUAUUAGAUGUGGAAAUCUUUAUGGAGUUGCUGUUCCUGAUGAUCCCGAUCAAACUGAAUUUCAGAUAGAUAGUAUGGUGGGACAGCCUGCAUAUACCUGUGCCAGUUCUGUGAAGGCAAUAAUUAAGACGGUGGAGUUCACCUUUAAUGGAACCUCAAGCUUGAGUAAUCUUGUCGUCUCGAGUAUUACAGACAAGAACUAUACCAAUACAGAAGAUGAGCCAUUGUGGGGAGUUGAAAAGGUAGACCCAUCCCAAAACCUCAACAUCAGCGACAUAAAUCUACUCUGGGGACUCGUUAGCGACAUUUACGAGAAUGAUACCGAGAUAUCUACCAUUCGAGGGAAAGAAUUUUACCUUCCAGUUGCUUAUGCAAAUAACGAUAUGAGCGUGUUCAAAGAUAACCUUGCUGCUGCUUCAGUUUUUACAGCCGCCUGGAACACCGCCUAUACGGAAGUAGCUUGGAUAGCUGGUAUCUCCUUCGGCGGUCUACCUUCUUACUCAGGCAAUAUCCAGUAUUCACUAUUUCUGAAAUGGCGCGAGCUUUCCAACACAACCCAUGGAGCUGCUAUAAUCCUGAAUCUCAUUUGGACCGAUCUCGUGGCUUCCACUGUUGUUGGAACCACGACUGGAUUUGAGAAAAGCCCCGCUACCCAAGACUCAGGAGUGCUGGGCCAGAGACAGGCUUACGAACAUCACUCUGUGGUUGUCUACAGCAAUCUCUUGUUUGCUAUACCAGCAUUUUUGGUAUUAUGUCUAUGGGUCGGACUACUGGUUAUUACCAUUGGUCUCCUCAUAACGCGCAAAGUGACUGGAGCUAUGCUUUCAUAUUACAUGAACCACUCUUCUCUGGGCAGAGCCGUCCUAAACGCAGAGCACCCUGAUCCUGCAAUGACAACACUCAGUUCAAAAGAUUGGACGGAGAACUUUGGCAGUAAAUGGCUUGCAAUAUGGCCUUAUGAUCAGCAUACAUCGAUAUUGCAGUCGAAUGGGCAAGGAACACCUGACUCCGUGGCACAUCAGUAUGGUGAAUCAGGUGUCGGUUCGAUGGAGUUGACGUCUUUGAGUGAGAGGGGUCUGCCGCGUGUGCUCUCGACUGUUGAAUUACCUCGUGAUGAAGGGUUAUGA